AUGCCUACAGUACCAUUCAAGGUCAAAGCGGUCUUCGAAUACAAGUCGGACGAGCCGGAUGAUUUGAAUUUCGAAAAUGGACAGAUAAUCACCGUUACCGAUGAGGAGGACGCAGACUGGUACACCGGAGAAUACGUGAAUGCUUCUGGAGAAAAGCUGGAGGGGAUUUUCCCCCGGAAUUUUGUCGAGAAAUAUGAGCCGGCCAUUCCUUCACGGCCAGCAAGAGCUCCAAAGCGUGCACCCGUCCCUGAUGCCGCAGAAUCUGUCCCAGAACCUCCGGCACCACCACCAGUCCCUCACCCAGCCGAGCUUGCUGAGACAUUGCAGGAAGAGGAGAGAGAGCUUCCCAGGGAGGCCGCGCAACCGAUUAAAGAAGAACCUGUAGUGUCGCCACCAGUGACAAUGCCUUCCGCUCCUGAUGCACCAGCGUUACUAUCGAGGUCUCCUCCCCCACCAUCGGCGUCAAAGGCUCCUCCUGUGGCGGAGAAACCAACAUCGAGUUCCUUUAAGGACCGGAUCGCUGCUUUCAAUAAACCUGCUGCGGCACCAGUCGCGCCUUACAAGCCAGGAGGCAAUACCAGCUCUGGGUUUAUCAAGAAACCAUUCGUCGCACCUCCACCUAGCAGGAACGCCUAUGUCCCACCGCCUCGCGAGCCCCCUAUCCAAAAACCAUACAGACGUGAGGAAGAUUCCAGUUUCAAUGAGCCGGAGCCGAGAGAGGCUCCUGCAACAGAUUCUCUUCCACAAGAGACUGAAGCGAAUGAUCCGCCGAAGCCUCAAAGUCUGAAAGACAGAAUAGCAUUGCUGCAGAAACAACAAUUGGAACAAGCCGCACGUAAUGCCGAGAAGAAAGACAAGCCAAAGAAGCCACCGAAGAAACGAAUGGAGCUUUCUGAAGAUGUUGAGCAAGUCCCCGCGGCAGAGCCAGCUCUGGCCCAAAUACACACCAAUGAGACGGUAGGUCGUCCAUCUGGUGAUAUGGCCGAGGAGGAAGAUGACAUUGCUCGUGGGCCUCCACCGCGCCGCUUGUCUGGUCUCGCUAUCGUCACGCCGCAGCCUCAACCGUCACGCGAACUGGUGAGCGAUACGAACGACGCCGAUGAUUCUGGUGCCGGAGAUGACGAGGACGCUCAUGAGACAUCUACUGAGGAAGAGAGACCGAAGUCUAAAGGCAUUGAUCAGCCAAGCCCCGAAGCUCCCAGGAAGAAAUCGGCUGAGGAUGAUCGGCGAGCGGAGGCCGAAGAUGAAGACGAUGAAGAGGAAGAGGAAGAGGACCCAGAAAUUCGUCGGAGAAGAGAACUGCGGGAUAGGAUGGCCAAGAUGAGUGGAGGCAUGGGAAUGAUGGGCAUGUUUGGACCACCGGGAGGGAUGGGUUUUCCUGGAGCAGCAAGGAAGCACAAACCUGCGGAUACCAGUCGCCAGACCUCGGAGGACCAUGAACAGGAACAAUCUCAAGAAAGAGCGGCACCAGUGCGCGUUAUAGCAUUGCCCGGCAUGUCUAUUGCGACUCCGAAGCGACAAGAGGAACCGGAACCCGCUGAAGAGAGUGAUGAGGAACAGACAGCACGGCCUACACCUCAAGAAUCCGCGGUACAAGCCGAGACUGAUGACUACAUCUCCCGGCCGCCACAGCGACGCUCCACAGAUCGUUCUGUCCCUCCACCUCUGCAGGCUCGACCACCUCCUCCGGCACCCCCUCGCGAAGACCGAGCCGUUCCACCACCACCUCAGUCUCCUACCUCGCGCCCUGUGCCGCCUCCAAUUCCGACAAUGCCUCCGGCUUCGGAGUUGAAACCGGAUCAGGAAGAUGAUUAUGAGGACGAGGGCCCUGAAGACGAUGUUCCGGUCAAGUCACCAAUUGCAGAACCCGCGACCAGCCCUCUUGGAGUUCCUCCCGCCCCUCCCAUCAGAAUUGCCGAGCAGCCGAAGUUGGAUACAUCUGAAAACGCCGUAUCUCCCGCUGCUGCUGAUAAACGCGCCAGCCGUCCUCCUCCGCCGAUCCCUAUGAGUCCAUCAGCCGCUUCUCCUCAGACAAGAGCUCCCCCCCCUCCUCCGCCAGGCCUUCCGCCCACUCGACGCUCAACGAGCGAUUCUCGGGGGUUCGGGACUGUUCAAUCUCCCCGGGCUGAUGGAAGCGAUGACGAAGAAGUGACAGAAUACGACGGAGAUUACGACACUGACAUCGCUUCUAGUGCAAAGCACAAGGAUGCUCUGAAAUCUCAUAAUCGAGAUUCCAGUUUUGACGAGGGAAUGCUCACAGAUGAUGCGAUGAAGCCUCCCAAGAGUCCACCGGCGAGGGCCGUACCUCCAUUGCCCCCGGUUGCUGCACCACGAGAUAUCCCGCCUCCACCACCUCCUCAAUCUGCUCCAAAGCCGAGGAAGUCGAUGGAUGCUCCUCGUGCAGCUCCUCCUCCUAUCCCACCCCCUAAAGUGGCUGAAGAUGAUGAAUAUGACCCAUACCGAUAUUCUGGCCCCCAACACAGCACAUCACUUCAUCCUAGCAAGGCGCCAUACUCUACCAUGUUGCAAUCCCCGAAAGAGGAGAGGGAAGAAGAUGAUAUGUAUGGUGUAACUCCCCAGCAAACUCAUAUUCCACCUCUGCCUGCCGAAAGAAGUGCUCCUCCGCCGCCGCCGCCAACUGAGAGGGUGGAUUACACGCCACCUCCAACCUUUGCUCCCCCACCACCUACAGUUUCUCCACGCCAAUCUCUUGACGUGAAGAGAUCCGGCACUGUUUCUCGACGUUCAAUGGACCAUUCUCGGACGAGUGGCGAACAGGGGUAUAUUGCUCACGAUAUCGACCUAGGAAGAGACUCGAUGUGGUGGACCCAGGAAAACGUACCGCCUCCGUCAUUGUACGGGCGACCUGACGUCCUUUAUGAGAUGGAGACCUCUUCCUCAACAAAACGAAGAGGAAAGACAAUGGUUUCAAGGGACAUCUACGUCCUGUACAUGGAUUAUUCUCAGACGACUAUCAAUGCCAGCUUUGAUGCGUCUGAUCCGUCUCACGUCACAUUAGAGCAGCAUCACCAGCGUCCGCCAGCGGCACCUAGACGCGACCAACUCGAAAACGCUUCGGGACAGUUUGGUGCACAGAUGGCCAGGACCGCCAGCAGCCUCGCGGGCACCACGGUUGGCGAUGGAUCGGCUCGAGCACUCGUUCUGGGGCUGCUGAAGCAACAUUCCACAGCUUUAUUACCGGUUGGGACAAGAGCUUAUGGCGCUCUCGUCUAUGCCAACCUGGGCAAUGCGUCGACCCAACAAUUCGACGAAAUUCGCCCAGGAGAUAUUGUCACUUUCCGCAACGCAAAGUUCUCAGGCCACAAGGGGGGCUUGCAUGCGAAAUACAGUGUGGAUGUUGGUAAACCAGAGCACGUGGCAGUCGUGAUAGACUGGGAUGGGACGAAGAAGAAGAUCCAUGCAUGGGAGCAAGGCCGGGAACUCGAGAAGGGGAAGAAGCCCAAAGUCAAGGAAGAGAGUUUCAAGGUUGGUGAUUUAAAGAGUGGAGAGGUCAUGGUGUGGAGAGUCAUGCCGAGAACUUGGGUGGGCUGGGAUACUGGCAAGUCUUGA
This is a messenger RNA of Rhinocladiella mackenziei CBS 650.93, 3570 nucleotides long. RefSeq lists its product as uncharacterized. The coding region runs from base 1 to 3570 and encodes 1189 amino acids. The transcript has 3 exons. The record is from RefSeq and is a predicted model, not a curated record. Gene Ontology annotation, molecular function: protein binding. Lineage: Eukaryota; Fungi; Ascomycota; Eurotiomycetes; Chaetothyriales; Herpotrichiellaceae.